CUCAUGAUUAAUUGAUCCUUCGUGGAGCCAUCUGUCCCAGGCUCGGACUUCUCUUAUUUUCUUGCUGCGACCUCGAGAUGGACCUCCGAAAAUUCUACUUCAACUACAUUUCAGCCAUCAACACCUCCACCGACCUUACGACUGACCUACGACCUUACGUUAAGGAGGGCUUGAUUCACUCUCACGAUGAUAAAACACCCAUGUCCGUUGACGCAUUCGUGCAGAUGAUACGCCAGAGCCAGAAAGAUCUGCCAGGCUUACAUUUCGGCAUCGACAUGCUAGUUGUCGAAAACGAUUCUGCAAAGGAAGACACAGGCAAUAUCGCCUCAAGGAUUAGACUAAGCUACGAGCCUUCACCCGGCAGCACGCAGGUAUUUUUCGAGCAUUGUAUGUACCAUGUCGAAGAGGGUAAAAUUGCAAGGGUAUGGUCGGUUCUAGACGGCGCUGGGCAGAAGUGGUUGGAAGAGCAUUAUGGAGACAAGCCUUGAGGUCUCUCGGUGGCCAUCAAGGCUAGGAUAUGUCGUCGGAAGAAUGUAUACUCGAAAUUUUGUCUCUGGAGUCAGUCCUGGCGGGGAUUGAAGCCGGAGGCUAUGGCCGACUUACAACAUUAAGAAUGAUAUUCUUCCAACUACCUAGGUGCCUAGUAUCUACGAGGUAGGUACCGUUACUAAUAGUCACAGAACUAGUACCUAACUAUUUUUAUCACGGUAAUCUAUACUGUUACUAUUCCCUUCCCCCCCCCCCCCCUCCUCGUCCC
This is a messenger RNA of Exophiala oligosperma, 757 nucleotides long. RefSeq lists its product as uncharacterized. NCBI's taxonomy places the organism in Eukaryota, Fungi, Ascomycota, Eurotiomycetes, Chaetothyriales, Herpotrichiellaceae. The transcript has 2 exons. The record is from RefSeq and is a predicted model, not a curated record. Bases 78 to 488 code for a protein of 136 amino acids. Gene Ontology annotation, biological process: polyketide metabolic process.